UCUUACUAUGUUGCUUGAUUGUUGAUUGUAUGCGCACGCACCCCGAUUUCGUUCAUUGGUUGCUCAGCUUAAGCAUUUUUCAUUUACCGAAUAUUCUGAUAACUCUCAAUUUAGGCCAAUAUUGGUUAGCGCUACGUUUCUUGUGUCGACUGUAUCGUGGUUUUAAUCAGAUAUUGAAGCAACGAUUGCAAAAAAUUAGUUCGAGCGAUUUAAGCGGUGGCGUUGAAACAAAUGCUGGUGAUACCUGCGCAAGCGAAUUCUUUUGGUAUCCGCGUGAAUUCUACAACACACACCACCCAGGCGGGAUAAAUGAUGAGUGCAAACUUUUGAAGGCUAUACGUGGAUCAUAUGGCGAUUUGGAUGCGUUGAGAGCACAAUUGACAAGCUUGUUUGGACUCGUAUUACUUUUAAUAUUUCUCGGCUCGCUACUCAGUCUAACCGUGGAAUGCUUUGCUGUUUAUAAAUUUCUUGAUUGUGAAGAUGCUGCGGCGAACGAGUUGGCAACGGUAUAUCAGAGGUUAUUGAAUAUUUUAAUUCAUAUUGGACGCAUAUUUCUUAUUUUAGUCACUAACAAUGCGAUCAUUGAAGAGAAAUGCCAAACUUCAUUCACACUAAAUGAGUUGCAUAUUACAUCCGAAGAAAUGGAACAUGAGGUCAAUCGCUUUCUAAUUCAACUCAUGGUUCAUCAGCCAGCAGAAAUGGUUUGUGGGAUAGUAGAUUUGGAUUUAUUAGCUCUAGGUGGGAUUGGUGGAAUUAUGGCCAACUACGUUAUAUUUCUUAUUCAAAUCGAUUUGGGCAACAUAAAUAUGGAUGAAAAUAAUCAAAACAUUACAGCAAUACCAGGAGAUAGAUUUAGUUUAUAA
This is a messenger RNA of Rhagoletis pomonella (apple maggot), 863 nucleotides long. It is a transcript of the gene Gr59e, whose product is annotated as putative gustatory receptor 59e. NCBI's taxonomy places the organism in Eukaryota, Metazoa, Arthropoda, Insecta, Diptera, Tephritidae. The transcript is spliced from 3 exons. The coding region runs from base 30 to 863 and encodes 277 amino acids. The record is from RefSeq and is a predicted model, not a curated record. Gene Ontology annotation, cellular component: membrane. Gene Ontology annotation, biological process: sensory perception of taste.